This is a messenger RNA of Cordyceps fumosorosea ARSEF 2679, 441 nucleotides long. Its product is annotated as SMN family protein Smn1. The record is from RefSeq and is a predicted model, not a curated record. Lineage: Eukaryota; Fungi; Ascomycota; Sordariomycetes; Hypocreales; Cordycipitaceae. Bases 1 to 441 code for a protein of 146 amino acids. The transcript has 4 exons.
AUGGCUAGCCACAACAUAAACAUCAACGAUGAUGAGAUGUGGGAUGACUCGGUGCUCGUCGCCUCCUGGAACGAGGCCCUAGAUGAGUACAAGAAAUACCACAGCAUACACGCCAGGGGUGGGACUAUAAGAGAACUGAAAGCUUUAUCGUCAUCAAAGAAAGCAAACGAGGACAACUCGGCCCCGGACUCUGCCUCUGAAGUUAAGAUAGAAGCAGACCAAGAAUUGAUACCGGAUAGGUUGCAAGAACAGAAGAUAAAAGACGUCGCUUCUGAGGCCGCCGGCGUGCCUCCCGCCCUCCCACCUCCACAAGCGGUGCUGGGAACCGUUCGAGAUGAAAAUCUGAAGAAGCUAUUAAUGUCCUGGUAUUAUGCAGGAUACUACACUGGCCUCUACGAGGGGCAGCAGCAACAGGCGCCGCAGCAGCAACAGCAUCAAUGA